AAAAACAUGGAGAUGAGUUUCUAUACAAAGAGAAAGCCACAUGUUGUGCUGACUCCAUUUCCAUUCCAAGGCCAUAUCAACCCAUUGUUCAAACUAGCAAAGUUGCUUCACCUAAGAGGCUUCCACAUAACCUUUGUUCACACUGAGUACAACCACAAACGCUUGAUCAAAUCAAGGGGUCCUAAUGCACUUGAUGGCCUCUCAGACUUUCAAUUUGAGACCAUCCCAGAUGGUCUUUUCCCCAUUGAUGACAUUCAUGAUGUUACACAACAUGUAGUGUCUCUUUGUGAAUCAAUAAGAGAACACUUCCUCCAACCAUUUCGUGAUCUUAUUGCAAGACUUAACCAUUCUGCUACCCCAGUUACUUGCUUGGUGUCGGAUUCUACCAUGCUCUUUACUAUACAAGCUGCUCAAGAACUUGCACUCCCUAUUGUUCUAUUUCAUCCAGCAAGUGCAUGUUCGUUGUUGUCUUUUUCGCACUUUUCUACUAUGGUUGAUAAAGGUCUCAUACCACUCAAAGAUGAAAGUUAUCUGACAAAUGGGUAUUUGGACACUAAAGUAGAUUGGAUUCCAGGUAUGAAAAAAUUUAGACUGAAGGACAUGCCUGACUUUGUAAGGACAACAGAUCCAAAUAACUUUAUGGUACAAUAUCUCAUUGAAGUGGCACAUAAUGUGCACAGAGCCUCUGCUGUUGUUUUUAACACCUUUGAUGAACUUGAGAGUGAUGCGUUGAAUGCUCUCUAUUCUAUGUUCCCUUCUCUUUACCCCAUUGGCCCUUUCCCUUCAUUUUUAAAUCAAAGUUCAAACACCCACUUGGUAUCUUUAGGUUCCAAUCUUUGGAAGGAAGAUACUGAGUGUUUUGAAUGGCUUGAAUCCAAGGAACCAAAGUCUGUUGUUUAUGUGAAUUUUGGCAGCUUGGCAGUUUUGUCCCAAGAGCAACUCUUAGAGUUUGCUUGGGGUUUGGCCAAUAGCAAGAGACCCUUUUUGUGGAUCAUUAGGCCUGAUCUUGUCAUUGGAGGCUCAGUGAUUUUGUCAUCUGAGUUUGUCAAUGAAACUUCAAAUAGAGGCCUAAUAGCAAGUUGGUGUCCACAAGAGCAAGUGUUGAACCACUCUUCAAUUGGUGGAUUCUUGACUCAUUGUGGAUGGAACUCAACCAUUGAAAGCGUUUGUGCAGGAGUGCCAAUGCUGUGUUGGCCCAUUGCUGCUGAUCAGCCAACAAACUGUAGAUAUAUUUGCAAUGAAUGGGACAUUGGUAUUGAAAUUGAUUACAAUGUGAAGAGAGAAGAGGUGGAGAAACUAGUCAAUGAAUUGAUGGUGGGAAAGAAAGGAGAGAAGAUGAGGCAAAGGAUAUUGGAGUUGAAGAAGAGGGCAGAAGAGGACACUGGACCCGGUGGUAGUUCAUACAUGAACUUGGACAAAGUUAUUAAUGAUGUUUUGCUUAAACAUUAUUAG
This is a messenger RNA of Abrus precatorius (Indian licorice), 1452 nucleotides long. RefSeq names its product 7-deoxyloganetin glucosyltransferase-like. Gene Ontology annotation, molecular function: UDP-glycosyltransferase activity. NCBI's taxonomy places the organism in Eukaryota, Viridiplantae, Streptophyta, Magnoliopsida, Fabales, Fabaceae. The record is from RefSeq and is a predicted model, not a curated record. Bases 7 to 1452 code for a protein of 481 amino acids. The transcript has 2 exons.